Messenger RNA from Alosa alosa (allis shad), 732 nucleotides. It is a transcript of the gene pdzk1ip1, whose product is annotated as PDZK1 interacting protein 1. The record is from RefSeq and is a predicted model, not a curated record. NCBI's taxonomy places the organism in Eukaryota, Metazoa, Chordata, Actinopteri, Clupeiformes, Clupeidae. Bases 134 to 445 code for a protein of 103 amino acids. The transcript has 4 exons.
GAUGAGUAACUAUAAUAUAUGAGAAGUGAGGGCAAAAUUAGGCUACACACUCUGAGAAAGUUCAAAGACAUAAUUUACAUAUAAUCUUAAACAACUGCUGGAAAAUAUUGCUUCUGAUCCAGCUUUAAUCACAAUGAGGAAGGUAUUUCUUUUAUUUUCCUGGUUCCUGGUAAUGUCGGGUGUGGUUUCAGCUCAAACAGAGACGACACAGAGAGCGCUGCCUAACUGGCUGACUGGGAUUGUUGCUGGUGUGGUUUUCCUCUUUCUGGUCUUUGUUGCUUUUCUUGUUAACAAAGCCUGGUGCAGUGAGAGCAGGCUGGAAAGUAAGGUGGAUGCUGGAACAUCAAAUGAGUAUGGAAUGACUAAUGGAUCCACUUGGAGUGCUGAGAAUGCAUGUAUGAACAAUGCAAGUGAUGGCACUGAAGACAAAGUCACAGUCAUGUGACAUGAUCCAUCUCUGAGUACCUCCAUCUGUGUCAUUUCUUUAAUCUCACUGAAGCAUAAUAACUUAGGCUGUAGGCUAACUGUUACUUUAAGUUUUUAAACUAAUAUUUAAAAAGAAAUGUUGCUAAUGUCAUGCUGUUUAACAUGAUGAUGUAUAAAAUGGUGCAUAUCACUUGUAAUUGACCUUUUACCAAGAUAAUACUUUUGGCUGUGGAGACAGUGGAAGUGAUGUGAGCCGACUACUACAAAAGAAUGUCCUUUAAUAAAUGACAUGGAGGUGUUUCUUAA